Ochlerotatus camptorhynchus is the source of this 2271-nucleotide messenger RNA. Its product is annotated as L-dopachrome tautomerase yellow-f-like. Bases 95 to 1378 code for a protein of 427 amino acids. Lineage: Eukaryota; Metazoa; Arthropoda; Insecta; Diptera; Culicidae. The transcript has 6 exons. Gene Ontology annotation, cellular component: extracellular region. The record is from RefSeq and is a predicted model, not a curated record.
CGGUAACCGUUGAACGAGCUUUGCUCAGUGUGUUUGAUCGAGCAAUCGAUUGUGUUAUUAUAGCCAUACAAAAUUCCAGACUGAAAUCAGACAAAUGAAUCAACAACUAUGGUUGAUCACCAUCAUAACCAUCGCACUGAGAUGUACCAGAGGGGGAGAAUUUGAACUAGUAUUUAAAUGGAAACAACUGGCACAUGACAAUAUGUUACAACCUAAUGUACCUAAAGAUAUCGUCUUCGAUGGAUACUCAUCUCCAAACAAUAGUGUCGAUGAAACGUUCAAUAGCUACAACAACAUCCCCAUGGGAGCAACACACCACAAAGGACGCGUUUUCAUAACCGUUCCCCGGAGACGUCCCGGAGUACCCGCUACCUUAAAUGUGGUUAACAUCAAUAAACAGAAAGGUGGCAUGAGCCCACCCCUCACGGCCUAUCCGGAGUAUAUUAUAAAUCAAUUGCAUAGUGAUUACCAUGCUGACCCCAAGCGCAUCGUUUCCGUUUAUCGUACCACAGUCGACAGAUGCGAUCGAUUGUGGUUCGUCGAUACGGGUAUCCUUGAGUACCCGAACAACACCAUGCAAGUGCAGCGUCCCCAGCUGUGGAUUAUCGGUCUUAACCACGACCGAAAGGUGCGUACCUUCGAGAUACCGGAAUCGAUCGUUCAGCAGGGCGUUGGAAUGGCUAGCCUGGUUGUCGACGUGGACGCCGAGGAUUGUCGGAAAUCGUUCGCCUACAUUCCAGAUCUUGUGCAAGGGGCCAUCUACGUCUACAGCUUCGAGGCCAAUCGGAUGUGGUCCUUCCGCCAUGGCUCAUUUCAACAUGAUCCGGAAAGAACCGCCUUCAACGUUGCCGGUCAACGUUUCAACUGGGACGAUGGAAUAUUCUCGAUCACCGUUGGCAAUCGCGAUCCAGUGACUCGUUCGAAGCCGGUAUACUAUCAUCCCAUGGUUAGUACAUCGGAAUUUAUCACUUUUGCGGAGGUGUUGCAGAAUGAAGCCCUCGCAAAUGCCGGUGGGUAUGAGAAUCUUUUCCACAGAAUCGGCGAUCGUGGUAUUAAUGCUCAAUCCACUAUGCAUCACUACGAUCCGGAAUCGCAAGUGCUCUUCUAUGCUGAGGUAAACCGUAACUUGAUCGGUUGUUGGAAUACACGGACCAACUUCUCGGCAGAAAACCAUGACAUCAUCCAUCACGAUAACGAGCGAUUAAUUUAUCCCACCGAUCUGAGUACGGAUGUGACUGGGGCUAUCUGGGUGCUAUCCAACAAUCUCCCCACAUGGAUCUAUUCCAGGCUGAACGAAAACCGGUACAAUUUCUACCUGUGGCGCCAGACACCACGAAGAGCAAUUGAAGGAACCAAGUGCGCAGCAUCGUUUGAUUGAGGAGAUAAAGAGAUCUGAUACAAUGUAGUUUUUCUGAAUAGAUAACUAAUUUGAUUUGAAAUACAAUUUAGGUACAAACAAAAAACAUCAUUGACGACGUUGAAGCCAUACUGUUAAAAAUAAUUAUUUGAGGACCAUGCAUAAAUGACGUAGCAUUUUAGGAGGUAGGGUUACAGUCUCGAUAUUUAUAGCCUGGCGGAUAGAAUUUCGAUCUAUCAAUCAAGAAGCGGAACCAAUUCAAAAUAUUGGAGACCUAUAUUUGAAAAAGUACCACCAACUUUCCCUACCGCACUGAUGGUCUUGGUUUGCGUAGCUAUUUGACAGCUCAAUUGGUUCCCAAAAUUCAAUCCGUCAGACUAUAAAAAUUGCAACUAUAGGUGGGGUGGGUCUGCAAAAAUUGUGAAAUAAUAGCGAAUUUGUUUUUGAUUCAAUUCCAACCUGGAUCGGGUAUCAAGAUUGGGUCUGUUUGUUGUCUGUUAAAGCGUCAGUGUGAACGUUUGUUUUUGUAACCUGGCUCGGGUUGAGGUUUGCACUGACAAUAAGCACAGGUUCGCACGGGUUGGGACUGGUUCAAAGCUGGAUGAUAAACAAAUUCGCUAUAUGAAUGGAUUACAUCAUGAAAAACUCGUUUAAAUAUUGGUGCUCCGAGACUGACACAGUAGCAUGAGCAUAAUUGACCGCCAGCCGAUAUUGCCAAAUUAACUGUAAUUAGAUCACCAACAAAAAUGAAACCUGGAACUAGCUAUCAUCCUCAAUGUAUAAAAACUGGUGAUCUCAAACAUUAUAAUAGGCAAUAAAAGGUCAAUUAAGGUCAUUGAAGAAACUCGCUUUGUUCGAAGACUCUGCACUUGUACGAAAGAAAGAAAACGACUAACUAAUCAGCGUUGCCAGAC